AUGGCGGCGCCGAGCGGCUACGACAAAAUGGCGACAGAAGUGGCGGAGGAGUACAUGCAGGUGGUGGUCGGCGAGGACUUGGAGCCCGGGCAGCAGGUGGUGGUCCUGCAGGGGGCGGCCGGGGAGGAGAUGAGGGGGGCGGCCACCAUCAGUCCAGAGCUGUUGCAGACCAUCGCCCACACCGACACUAUCUACUAUGUGCAGCCCGACGGCAGCCUGGUGCCCGGGGGAACCCUGGCCGAGGUGACGGGGGGAGGAGGGGCCACCAUCGGGGCCCCUAGCAUGAUGGACGCCGCCCUACAGCUGAAGAACGUGGCGGACCAUGUGGCCCUCAAGCAAGGAGUCCCCAACCAGGUGACCAGGAUCCUCAACCAGAAGCAGCUCAAAUCCAUUUGUGUCCAAGUCCCAGGCUUGAAGCCUAAGGAGAGCAGCGAAUCGGUGAGCGCAGAAGAAAACCCGCCUCCCCCCAUGAAUGUGAAACCUAAUAAUGGCAGUGUUGUCACCACCCAGGUUGUACAGGUGAAGACGGUCUCUCAGCCAUCGCAGCCGUUUGUCGUCAAAGCCAUGCAGCCUCCCAUUCAAGUUCUGAUCCAGCAAACUCCAACACAGUCAGCCCAGGUGAACGCACCAGACCCCGAUGGCAAUGAGGGCGGGGAUUCUGCUGAGGAGCAUGGGUGUUGCGUAGCUCACCAUCAGUAUAGCAGCAAUGCCUCAGGCACCACCAAGAAGGGACAGAAGCGCAAAAAGCCCAUUAAGAUCAAAACCCGUUCGGGGCGCGUCUCCCGACCUCCCAAACACAAGGCCAAAGAUUACAAAUUCCUUAAAGUGGGAGAUUCAAUUCAGGACAGCUCUGUGGAUUCUGACGAUUAUUCGGAGAUGAGCUCGGAGGAUGAAGAUGAUGGUGGCAAAGAGAGAGCACCUAGAGACCGGCAGCCCUACGCGGUUAAAAACUCCCUGUUCCAGUGUCAGAAAUGUGAGAAGUCCUACAUGGGCAAAGGAGGAUUGUUCCGCCACUACAGACUCUACCCCGCCCAUGGACAGAUGGAUUCGUCAUUUCUUUUGGAAGGCAAAAAAGGUGGAGAUGGUGGAGGCACAGGGGAACAGAAGAAGCCCACCCCAAGGCCUCGAAAGAGAUUGUUGGAAGAUCCUGCGACCCCCAGCGUGUCCAGCCAGCAGACUUUGGCUAGGGAUGGUUUGGAGAUUGUACAAGUGACAACGCCAGGCAGAGGUCGUCGGCAGAUGUCCGGGAGGAGGUUUGGACGUCCUCGUAAAAUAUUGCGUAAUGGAACCGUAGAAGAACAUGCAUUGUCAGUAAAAGAACUGAUCCAGCAGUGUGAAGAUAAGGAUUUAAAAGAACAAGUAGCACCAAGUUUUACCAAGCUGCUGUCGGUCUAUGACUUUUUGCUUCUGAAGGUGAAACAAGAGCAUGUGGACAACAAACCACUGUUUCCUCAUGUUUACAGGGAGUUUGAAAAGCUACAUUCCAUGGUCAAGAACAUGGCUGAGGAAUAUGUCAUCAACAUGGAUCAAAAUGUUGAAAAACCUCUUGAAGUAACUGAUAGCAAGGUGGCAGAAUCACUGGGCAUUUCCAAAGAGAUGACGGUCAAUGCAGCCUCAUCCUCUUCUUCAGUUACGGUUGAGAAGGAGACACAGAUUGAGGAACAUGAAGGCGAGUCUUCAGAUGAAGAGGCUGAGGAGCCGCCACCAAAACGAUUGAAAAUCGAUAACAGCCAGGAUGUGGCAGAAAACAUGACUGCAGGAAUUGGUGAGACAGAGCAAUGUGUAGAUCUGGAACAGCUUGGUAACAAUCAAGUGACACUCCAUUCAACAACGGACUCUGGUACUGCCACUGAAAGUGAAGCAUUGGAACAAGCAACUGCUAUUGCACCGAAUGAUUUACUGGUGGAAGGCACAGAGAGUCUGCAAGCACAGACGGACACUGAGACUAAUGAGGAUUUGCAGGAACCCUUGCCUUCUCCACAAAGCACAGAUACUUCCCAGGACCUUCCUCUCAAUCUUUCCUGUCAGUUUGCAGAGGAGAUUCUGAGUCUCCAAACUCAUGCCAUCCAAAACACAAAGGAGACCGAUGAAGCAGAGCCUUCUGCAAACCUUUCUCCAGCCUGUGACCAGCAGACCGAACCAGUUGAUUCUGAAAUACCUUGCGAUGGCAGUCCAGUUUCUGUUGACUGUUCACAGAUGGUGGAUGACCCAAGAACUGUCAUCAGUACUUCUGUUCCAACAACUUUAGCUGAGGCAAUGUGCAGAGAAGCCCCCCAGGUGUCCUUUGUGGAGGUGGGAGGCACUUUGAUCCCUACCACCAACACUUUCACCACGGGAAGCUUGAAUGUGAGUGGGGUCACUCCAGCUUUUAGUUUAAAUCAUGGACAGGAACUUGUGUUUAUUCACAGUACAGAAGAAGCCACCACAGAAGAGGCAGUUGUGAUAUUUGACAGCACGGGAGCCACAGAAACGCACUUGGACACAGUGGUGGCUUUGGUGGAGAUGUAG
Staurois parvus is the source of this 2508-nucleotide messenger RNA. The record is from the annotation of a GenBank genome assembly. Lineage: Eukaryota; Metazoa; Chordata; Amphibia; Anura; Ranidae.